Vitis vinifera (wine grape) is the source of this 2034-nucleotide messenger RNA. RefSeq lists its product as uncharacterized. The transcript has 13 exons. Gene Ontology annotation, biological process: transcription initiation at RNA polymerase II promoter; transcription open complex formation at RNA polymerase II promoter. Lineage: Eukaryota; Viridiplantae; Streptophyta; Magnoliopsida; Vitales; Vitaceae. Gene Ontology annotation, cellular component: transcription factor TFIIE complex. Bases 214 to 1641 code for a protein of 475 amino acids. The record is from RefSeq and is a predicted model, not a curated record.
ACCAGUGCACUGUAUCGUUCCUUCUCCAAACGCUGCGUCUCGGUCGAUCACUGAGUUCCAAGUCAUCUCAGCAACAAAAGCAGCUCUGAGGCUUUCCCCUCAAGCUCCGGCGAGUUGAAGGCGCACUGGAAGCGCGCCUUAGAUACGCUUGGACUCUAGAGGCAUACGCUUUUUGAAAAAUCCCGAUCGUGCUGUACAAAUUGAUGAACAAACAUGAGCGUUGAACCAUUCAAUAGGUUGGUGAAGCUUGCAGCUAGAGCAUUUUAUGACGAUAUAACAACCAAAGGAGACAACCAGCCCAAGACUGGGAGGAGUGAUAACCGGGGCAUUGCUGUAGUGGUGCUUGAUGCUCUCACAAGACGACAAUGGGUUAGAGAAGAAGAUUUGGCAAAGGACUUAAAGCUUCACUCAAAGCAGCUUCGUCGGACUCUACGAUUUUUUGAAGAAGAAAAAUUAGUUACCCGGGAUCAUAGGAGAGAGACAGCUAAGGGUGCAAAAAUAUAUAGUGCUGCAAUAGCUGCCACAGGUGAUGGACAACAGACUAAGGAGGGAGAUGAAAAGAUAAAGCUGCAUACUCACUCUUACUGUUGCUUAGAUUAUGCGCAGAUUUAUGAUGUUGUAAGAUAUAGAUUGCAUCGUAUGAAGAAAAAACUAAAAGAUGAACUGGAGGACAAGAACACAGUUCAGGAGUAUAUAUGCCCCAAUUGUGGCAAAAGAUACAAUGCUUUAGAUGCACUGCGACUGAUAUCUAUGGAAGAUGAAUAUUUUCAUUGUGAAAGUUGCAAUGGGGAACUUGUAGCGGAGAGUGACAAGUUAGCUUCUCAAGAGAUAGGUGAUGGGGAUGACAAUGCCAGGAGGCGGCGACGUGAAAAGUUGAAAGACAUGCUUCAAAAAAUGGAGGUACAGCUUAAGCCAUUAAUGGACCAACUCAGCAGAGUAAAAGAUUUGCCUGUUCCUGAAUUUGGAAGUCUUCAAGCGUGGGAAGCACGAGCCAAUGCUGCUGGACGUGCAGCUAAUGGUGAUUCUAAUGCUAACGAUUCCUCCAAAUCUUCUCAAGGGCUAGGAUUUGGUGGAACACCAAUGCCUUUUGUUGGAGAGACAAAGGUCGAAGUUGCUUUUUCUGGUGUCGGAGUUAAGGAAGAGGAUAGUAAAUCUGAAAUUGCAAACGCCAGUUUGAAAGUCUUGCCACCCUGGAUGAUCAAGGAAGGGAUGAACCUUACAAAAGAGCAACGAGGAGAGAUCAAGCAAGAGUCUAAAAUGGGGAGCAGUUCAGCACCUCUAGGAUCUUCAGAUGACAAAAAAUCAACCACUAACAAAGAUGAAGAGAAAAAUUUACAGGAUGAGUAUGUUAAAGCUUAUUAUGCUGCUAUACUUAAGAGGCAACAAGAACAAGAAGAAGCUGCCAAGAAGCAACUGGAGCUGUCAAAUGCACAUAUCUCCAAUAGUGUUUUGGGUACAUCUUCUAAUCGUCAAGUUGGCAUGAAGUCCAAACGGGAUGAAGAUGAGGGAGAUGAUGACUUUGAAUGGGAAGAGGCUCCAACUGCUGGCAAUAAAAGUGAAAGUUUCAAGGUUAAUGACUUGAAUGUUCAAGCUGAUGCUUCAGGAGAUGAUGAGGAUGAUAUAGACUGGGAAGAGGGUUGAGUGGUUUUCUCCGGACCUUCUGUCAAGUUAUGCUGGUGUAUAAGUAGAAGAGCGCUCGAACCAUUAUAAAAUGCCAAUUUUUGUUUGUUUUGUUUACGUCUUUGAUGACACAGAAAUAGGUUUUUUCUGCGUAUAAAUACAUAUUGGAAACUUGAACCCAGGCCAACUAAUUCCUACUCUCCAAUUCUUAAGGCUUUUUUUAUUUAUUUAUUUUUUUUGGGGGGGGGGCUCUUUUUAUCAACUACUGUAAUUCUUUUGUUAUUGUCAUUAUAAGAGGGAGCCCUUGGGAGUCGGCCGGCAACGACUAAAGUUGAUGUCGGUGCAUUAUAGUGUUGAAUACAAUGUACAUGGCAGGUUUUGGUCAAAGGAUGAUAUUAUUUCAGUUUAAAUCAA